CCCAAAAGCACAAACAACAUACCACUCCCCAAAAUACUUUUAUUUUGGAGAUACCCUCACCUAGUCACCUGGCCGAUAUUUAUGGUGAUUGGUCUUUUCUUUUAGGAACAAAAUCUUUCAAUCUUAAAUUAACAAAAAAAAUUAAUCAAAAACUCAAUUCUAGAAAUGGGUUGUCAAAAUUUGAUACUGAUAUUAAUAGUAUCUGUGUUAAUCUCUUCUGCUUGUUGUUCUUCUGCAAAUGAUUACAUUCGACCUAAACCUCGUCAACUCCUUCACUUCCCAUGGAAAUAUCACACCUCUUCCGAACCCCAACAGGUACAUAUUUCAUUGGCAGGAGAAAACCAUAUGCGAAUUUCAUGGGUUACAGAUGAUUCAUAUGUUCCUUCUAUUGUUGAAUAUGGAACAUCACCAGGACAUUACUCCGCAAAAUCUGAAGGAGAGAGCACCUCAUAUUCAUACUUGUUAUAUAAGUCAGGAGAGAUACAUCACACUGUUAUCGGGCCACUGAACCCUGGCACUGUAUACUUCUAUCGUUGUGGAGGGGAAGGCCCGGAGUUCCAGCUGAGAACUCCUCCAGCAAAACUACCCAUUACUUACGCUAUUGCUGGUGAUUUAGGUCAAACAGGUUGGACAAAGUCAACUCUGGACCACAUAGAUCAAUGCAAGUAUGAUAUGCAUUUGCUUCCUGGAGAUCUUUCUUAUGCUAAUUACAUGCAGCGCCGGUGGGAUACAUUUGGAGAACUUGUGCAACCACUUGCUAGUCAAAGGCCUUGGAUGGUUACAGAAGGAAACCAUGAAAAAGAAUACAUCCCUUUAGUGAAAGAUUCCUUCCAAUCAUACAAUGCACGAUGGAAAAUGCCAUUUAAGGAGAGUGGUUCAAGCUCCAAUCUUUAUUAUUCUUUUGAAGCUGCAGGGGUGCAUGUUCUCAUGCUUGGUUCAUAUACAGAUUGUGAUGAAUACUCUGACCAAUAUGGUUGGCUAAAGGCUGAUCUUGCUAAGGUAGACAGGAAGAGGACACCUUGGUUGCUCGCUUUAUUCCAUGUCCCUUGGUACAAUAGCAAUGUGGCUCACCAAGGUGAAGGGGAUGGGAUGAUGUCAGCUAUGGAACCAUUGCUCCAUGCUGCUGGUGUUGACAUAAUGUUUGCUGGGCAUGUGCACGCUUAUGAACGAUCGAAACGGGUGUUCAGUGGAAAUUCUGAUCGUUGUGGUGCUGUCCAUAUAACUAUUGGUGAUGGAGGAAAUUCUGAGGGUUUAGCUCGAAGGUAUAAAAAUCCGAACCCAGAGUGGUCAGUGUUCAGAGAAGCAAGCUUUGGGCAUGGAGAACUCAAGAUAGUGAACUCAUCUCAUGCUUUCUGGAGCUGGCAUAGGAAUGAUGAUGAUGAGGCAGUUAAAUCAGACGAGAUCUGGAUAACCUCUUUAGCUAGUUCAGGAUGUCUUGCAGACAAGGCGCAUGAAUUCAGGAAAAUACUUAUGGGACCUUAAGACUAUCUGAAAAUAGCAGCGGCUUCCGUGUUACUGUAAUCAGUUAGCAGGAAUCCAUGUAGAUAAUGUUAUCAAAUCUGGUUGUUUGUACCCAGACAGACAAUAGAUGGCUAAUCGGUUAUAUCGAGCUUGGUGUUUUAGAACCUUUGCCUGCUACAAGGAUUCCUGCUGAUUGGUCACGGCUUUAGGAGUUCCUGUAUCUUGCUUUGCUUAUUUACCAGAACGUGUCCUCAUCAGCUUAUAUUUCUUGUACUAUGUUUGUAACGGUAUAGUUGUAAUCUAAAACUUCACUGUCAUAUUGAACACAGUAUAUGUAUAUAUAGAAGUACAUUGCAGCUUAGAACUGAUUUUGGCCUUCCUUCAUUGUACCUUUAGUAGAGCAAGACCAGCACGUAUAUUGAUUUUCAUAGUUCGUGAAUGUAUUCUGGAAUAAUUUUCAUCUA
Messenger RNA from Spinacia oleracea (spinach), 1925 nucleotides. Its product is annotated as purple acid phosphatase 18. Bases 166 to 1482 code for a protein of 438 amino acids. The transcript has 5 exons. Lineage: Eukaryota; Viridiplantae; Streptophyta; Magnoliopsida; Caryophyllales; Amaranthaceae. The record is from RefSeq and is a predicted model, not a curated record. Gene Ontology annotation, molecular function: acid phosphatase activity; metal ion binding.